Aspergillus vadensis CBS 113365 is the source of this 932-nucleotide messenger RNA. RefSeq lists its product as uncharacterized. Bases 82 to 681 code for a protein of 199 amino acids. The transcript has a single exon. The record is from RefSeq and is a predicted model, not a curated record. NCBI's taxonomy places the organism in Eukaryota, Fungi, Ascomycota, Eurotiomycetes, Eurotiales, Aspergillaceae.
CAACAGACCUACAUACCAUAUUUACCACACUUCCACGAAAUAACCAACGACCUACCCACCUACUCAACACUUACUCCGACAAUGUCAACCCCAACCCCAGACGACCCAACAACCACCACAACCACAACCACAACCACAACCACCCCCUCACAACACCGACAACAAUCAUCUCCCCCCCGCCUCCCCGUCCAAACCCACCACUGCCGCUUUUGCAACCACCUCCUCCUCGCAACGACCCGCUCAAUCCCAUCGCUACCACGGCGCAAAUCCCCCGCAAAAGACGGGGCGAUAAUCCUCCCUCUUCCGCGCGACAACAGCACCGACGACGCUGAACAAUCGCAACAACAACAACAAAAACACUACACCAUUCUCCUCUCAACCACUAUCCCCGAUCGCAAACACACGCUCGUGCGCAGGGAAGAUGGGUUCGAGAAGAGGUUGUUCCUACGGUGUGGACGGUGUAGAGUUGUGAUGGGGUAUUUUUUGGAUGAGGUACAUUUUGGGGGGAUGAGGUCGGUUGGGGAAGGAGAUGGAGAUGGGGAGGGGGAGGGGGAGAAGGCGAGAGUGGUGUAUUUGUUGCCUGGGGCUUUAGUCGAGACGGGGGUGAUGAUGCGGGAUGAGGAGUUGGAGAAGGUGGUUAAGGGGUUGGAUAGGGAGUGGGUGGGGUGGUUGGAGGGAUAGAUUUAUCUAUCUAUUCUAUCUCUCUGUCUGUCUGUCUGUCUUGGAUGCUGUGCUGUGCGCAUAGCAUAGUCUAUGGAUGGGGCGAUGUAUUGAGGGAAGUGAUAUAAGUUGGAGUUGUUUGUGCUAUACUUUACUUCAUAUACCAUGUAUCAUUUACCAUAUUUAUGCCAUGUUUAUUUAUGUCUUAUUUAUCCGAUGCUGAAUCGCGCAAUAUCCCAUAUACAAUGCACUAUAACUAAACUAUGCUCAAG